AUGUCGCUUGAGGACUCUUCUCCGCGUUCCGAAGCUGCCAAUGCCGCUACUCGGCCGCGGAGAAUCUGGACACCGGCCGAGGACGCGAUACUGAAAGCCCUUGUAUCUCACUACGGUGACGCAAGGGGCCUGCAGAGCCGGUGGAAGGACAUUGCCGCAGGCCUGCAAGACCGCACUGCCAAGGAACAUGGCAUCUGA
This is a messenger RNA of Colletotrichum chrysophilum, 198 nucleotides long. RefSeq lists its product as uncharacterized. The transcript is spliced from 2 exons. The record is from RefSeq and is a predicted model, not a curated record. NCBI's taxonomy places the organism in Eukaryota, Fungi, Ascomycota, Sordariomycetes, Glomerellales, Glomerellaceae. Bases 1 to 198 code for a protein of 65 amino acids.